Messenger RNA from Poecilia reticulata (guppy), 2040 nucleotides. RefSeq lists its product as uncharacterized. The record is from RefSeq and is a predicted model, not a curated record. Gene Ontology annotation, molecular function: transmembrane signaling receptor activity. NCBI's taxonomy places the organism in Eukaryota, Metazoa, Chordata, Actinopteri, Cyprinodontiformes, Poeciliidae. Gene Ontology annotation, cellular component: plasma membrane.
CUGCUAGAGCAGUCAAAGCAGAACCUUUAGGCGUAAGAGUAUCAGUGCAAUAAGAAUGGAAGUAGGAAACUAUGCGAAUGUACCAAUCAACAGAGGGAUGGACAAGGUUAGAGAAAGUCCUAAAAUUCUUCCUCUUGUUGGAGUCAGCUUUUUGCUGGUGUGUAUCGUACAAUCAGCUCUCCACAUUUAUUUCUGGCAGCAACAAGUUGGGCUUUCUAAAGUCUUUAAUGUCUCAGAAUGCAAUGCCACCUUGCUAUCAGAAAAUGACAUCAGAGAACAGGCUGUAAAGGAAAACUAUGUUGAAGAAAUGAGUCAACUGAAACAGGAUAAAGCCAAACUGAGAAAAGAGAACAAUCAACUGAAGCAGGAAAAAACUAAUCUGGUUCAAGAGAAAAAUAAACAACUUGAAAAUGAACAGAAUUUAAAAAAUGAAAGGAAUCAACUCUUCCAAGAGAGAAAAGUCCUACAGGAUGACAAUAACAAACUCAAAGCGAUGCAUCAAGAGAAUGAAGAGAGAAUGAAGCGCCUGACGGAGGAAAACAGAAAGCUGCAAGAUCAGAUAUCUACAUGUGAAAUAACAGCUUCAUUGCCCCACCUGCCAUCCACCCCGGAAUGCCCACCAGUAACUCCCCCAGUAUGUUCCCAAGGAACUCUCCCAGAAUGCCCCCCUGGAUGGCACACAUUGAAGGGGAGCUGCUACUGGGUUUCUUGUGAGCAAAGCACCUGGUUUGAUGCUAGAACCAGAUGUGAGUCGAACGGCGCGGAUCUCGUGAUUGUCAAUGAUGAAACAGAACUGAGUUUCUUGUCCAGUGUUGUGGGAACAAGCAGCACUUGGGUCGGCUUGUAUGUCAGACACGACAUCUUCUCUCAGACUCUGGUGUGGGUGGAUGGAAGCACAAUGACCUUUAGACCCAAUGAUCAUUUUUACGAUGGGACCAGUCAGGAGAGUUGCACGUCCAUGAAGUCAAGUCUGUACUACUCAAGCAUUUGCUACCAAACCCAUGGUUGGAUCUGUGAGAAGAAGUUGGAAAAAACGUCCUAUUUGCGCACAUAAGUAAAAAUGUUUUUGCCAAGAAAUCUUCCACUUAUUUUAUGUAGAGACUUAUUCCAACCCUAGCAUUAGCAAAAAUCAUUUCCUGGGUGUUUAAUGUCUGUUUUAAUAAUGCUUUUAAUUGUUGCAGAAAGUAGCUGUAGGCCUAUUUGAUUUUGUCUGUUAUACUUUUCUCUGAAUUAUAAGCUGUUUUGACAAUAGGUAAUUGCUGUCACACGUCUAAUCAAAAAUAUUUGGUAAAAAAAAAUUGAAAAGUUUAUCACAAAAUAUUAUUUUUGAUAACAUUUAGAACAAAUACGAAAUUAGACGUUCCUCAAGAUUCUUCUGUCAAGCCACUCUUAUUUAUCAGCUUGUUCUCAAUUUCAGUUUGUAUUUUAGUGAAAAAUAAAAAUGGCUACUUCCGAUCACUGAGUUGGUGUAUCCGUGAUAUGAGUAAGUGGACGGACCAAAAUGUCCUCCAGCUUUAUGCAAAAUGGACACACAUCUGGUUGCCUUCAACCUAAGUCUAUUGUAGAAGACAUAACUCAGAUGACUGAAAAUAAAGACAGGCAAAAAACCCGACAAAAAUCAAACAAACAGAAACAAAACAAUGAAACAAUGAAGCAAACAGAACCCAGAAGUUAUUGUUUUUGGUCCUUCAAAUAAAGCACCCAUCUGUCCAGGAAACCUAGUCCUGAAGAGGUUCUCGUGUAGUUCAGAUUAUCAGAGUAUAACCAUCUGAAGAAUCUUGCCAGGUUAAAUGGUUUCCUAUCAAAACAAGACACAAAAAUCAAGUGUAAGCUUUAAUUUUCAUUAGUGGUGUAUUUACAUGUCUGCCUUAAAAUUUAUUUUUUUAAUGCUAUGCUUAUAUUUGCUUAAAAAGUUUCUUUUUUUUUUUCCUUGUUUCAAAUACAUUUUAAACACUGUUCAAUUAUUUGUCUGUUCAGAACUGUUUGUCUGUUGAAUCACCUUGUGUCUUUAACAGAUUCUAACUGCAAUUACCACUAUUA